AUGGCGACCAUGGACCAGAUCUUCGCUGACUACGAGGCACGUCAGCGUACGCUCGUACAGGCACAAGCAUCCAACCCAUUCGCCCACGGCAUCGCCUGGAUCAACGGCGAAUAUGAGCCCUACCACGAAGCCCGAAUCCCCCUGAAGGACCAAGGCUUCCUACACAGCGACCUCACCUACGACGUCCCCGCCAUCUGGGACAGUCGCUUCUUCCGGCUCGACGACCACCUCAACCGCCUAGAAGCCAGCUGCCACAAGAUCCGCAUGACUCUCCCCAAGCCCAAGGAAGAGAUCAAACAGAUCCUGGCAGACAUGGCUGCUACCUCUGAGAUCCGCGACGCAUUCGUGGAGCUGAUCGUCACACGGGGCUUCCGGGGCGUGAGAGACACUCCGCAUGAUCAAAUCGUCAACAAUCUCUACAUGUUCAUCGUCCCGUACGUGUGGGUCAUGGAGCCAGAGAUGCAGCGCACUGGAGGCGAGGCGAUCAUCGCUCGGACCGUGAGACGCGUCCCGCCGGGCGCUAUUGAUCCAACAGUCAAGAACCUGCAGUGGGGCGACCUGACACGCGCAAUGUAUGAGGCACGCGACCGUGGUGCUCUCUACCCUUUCCUGACGGAUGGCGAUGCUCACAUCACCGAGGGAUCAGGCUUCAAUGUGUGCUUCGUCAAGGACGGAGUCUUGUACACGCCAGACCGAGGCGUGCUGCAGGGAAUCAGUCGCAAGAGCGUGUUCGAUGCCGCUCGUGUCAACAAUGUUGAGGUUCGUUGCGAGUUCAUCCCUGUCGAGCUCGCAUACCAAUCCGAUGAGAUCUUCAUGUGUACCACCGCUGGAGGAAUCAUGCCCAUUACGAGCUUGGACGGGCGCAAGAUUCGGGACGGCAAGGUGGGCCCUAUCACAAGGGCUAUUUGGGACGAGUACUGGGCUAUGCAUUGGAAUCCGCAGUACAGCUUUGAGGUCAACUAUGAGCAGCGUUCUGGGAAGGAGGAGUCGCCAGUCGGCGAUGACAAAGGAUUCAUCAGCGCUCAAUUAUAG
This is a messenger RNA of Cyphellophora attinorum, 1032 nucleotides long. Its product is annotated as putative branched-chain-amino-acid aminotransferase. The coding region runs from base 1 to 1032 and encodes 343 amino acids. Lineage: Eukaryota; Fungi; Ascomycota; Eurotiomycetes; Chaetothyriales; Cyphellophoraceae. The record is from RefSeq and is a predicted model, not a curated record. Gene Ontology annotation, biological process: carboxylic acid metabolic process. Gene Ontology annotation, molecular function: catalytic activity. The transcript has a single exon.